UUUCAAGAUGCGUUUCUCCCUUGCUUCCGCCGUCGCCGUCAUGGCUGGUUUCUCUGCUACCGGAUCCGCUUUUGUAAUCGACACCUUCAGUGGCACCAACUGCGACAAAUCCGUCCAAAAGGGCGUCAACACCUGGGACAACACCUGUGCGACUUGGCCCAAAGGUUUCAAGUCUUUCAAGAUCACAACCUGGGGCGGCAAGGGUCAGUACGCAUACUUCUUCGCGCCGAAUAACUGCGGAAGCCUUCCUGGGGCUAUUAAAGGAGGCUAUGUGGAUUCCACAACAAAGACUUUCAAGCUUGGACAUUGCUAUAACUUCAAUGGCGCAUCUGCCAAUGCAAUUGCUUCGUACUCUGGGUGA
Messenger RNA from Aspergillus pseudotamarii, 361 nucleotides. RefSeq lists its product as uncharacterized. The transcript has a single exon. The coding region runs from base 8 to 361 and encodes 117 amino acids. The record is from RefSeq and is a predicted model, not a curated record. Lineage: Eukaryota; Fungi; Ascomycota; Eurotiomycetes; Eurotiales; Aspergillaceae.